Closterium sp. Yama58-4 is the source of this 3414-nucleotide messenger RNA. The record is from the annotation of a GenBank genome assembly. NCBI's taxonomy places the organism in Eukaryota, Viridiplantae, Streptophyta, Zygnematophyceae, Desmidiales, Closteriaceae.
AUGCGCAGCAGCGUCUUCCCUGCAGGGACGGAUGGAGGGGCGGAUGGAGGGGCGGAGAGUAGCAGCGUCUUCCCUGCAGGGACGGAUGGAGGGGCGGAUGGAGGGGCGGAGAGUAGGUAUGUAUGCAGGCAUCAUGGACCGGCACCAUCAAGUUGCAUGAGGCUCUUCCACAGCGUCUUCCCUGCAGGGACGGAUGGAGGGGCGGAUGGAGGGGCGGAGAGUAGGUAUGUAUGCAGGCAUCAUGGACCGGCACCAUCAAGUUGCAUGAGGCUCUUCCACAGCGUCUUCCCUGCAGGGACGGAUGGAGGGGCGGAUGGAGGGGCGGAGAGUAGGUAUGUAUGCAGGCAUCAUGGACCGGCACCAUCAAGUUGCAUGAGGCUCUUCCACAGCGUCUUCCCUGCAGGGACGGAUGGAGGGGCGGAUGGAGGGGCGGAGAGUAGGUAUGUAUGCAGGCAUCAUGGACCGGCACCAUCAAGUUGCAUGAGGCUCUUCCACAGCGUCUUCCCUGCAGGGACGGAUGGAGGGGCGGAUGGAGGGGCGGAGAGUAGGUAUGUAUGCAGGCAUCAUGGACCGGCACCAUCAAGUUGCAUGAGGCUCUUCCACAGCGUCUUCCCUGCAGGGACGGAUGGAGGGGCGGAUGGAGGGGCGGAGAGUAGGUAUGUAUGCAGGCAUCAUGGACCGGCACCAUCAAGUUGCAUGAGGCUCUUCCACAGCGUCUUCCCUGCAGGGACGGAUGGAGGGGCGGAUGGAGGGGCGGAGAGUAGGUAUGUAUGCAGGCAUCAUGGACCGGCACCAUCAAGUUGCAUGAGGCUCUUCCACAGCGUCUUCCCUGCAGGGACGGAUGGAGGGGCGGAUGGAGGGGCGGAGAGUAGGUAUGUAUGCAGGCAUCAUGGACCGGCACCAUCAAGUUGCAUGAGGCUCUUCCACAGCGUCUUCCCUGCAGGGACGGAUGGAGGGGCGGAUGGAGGGGCGGAGAGUAGGUAUGUAUGCAGGCAUCAUGGACCGGCACCAUCAAGUUGCAUGAGGCUCUUCCACAGCGUCUUCCCUGCAGGGACGGAUGGAGGGGCGGAUGGAGGGGCGGAGAGUAGGUAUGUAUGCAGGCAUCAUGGACCGGCACCAUCAAGUUGCAUGAGGCUCUUCCACAGCGUCUUCCCUGCAGGGACGGAUGGAGGGGCGGAUGGAGGGGCGGAGAGUAGGUAUGUAUGCAGGCAUCAUGGACCGGCACCAUCAAGUUGCAUGAGGCUCUUCCACAGCGUCUUCCCUGCAGGGACGGAUGGAGGGGCGGAUGGAGGGGCGGAGAGUAGGUAUGUAUGCAGGCAUCAUGGACCGGCACCAUCAAGUUGCAUGAGGCUCUUCCACAGCGUCUUCCCUGCAGGGACGGAUGGAGGGGCGGAUGGAGGGGCGGAGAGUAGGUAUGUAUGCAGGCAUCAUGGACCGGCACCAUCAAGUUGCAUGAGGCUCUUCCACAGCGUCUUCCCUGCAGGGACGGAUGGAGGGGCGGAUGGAGGGGCGGAGAGUAGGUAUGUAUGCAGGCAUCAUGGACCGGCACCAUCAAGUUGCAUGAGGCUCUUCCACAGCGUCUUCCCUGCAGGGACGGAUGGAGGGGCGGAUGGAGGGGCGGAGAGUAGGUAUGUAUGCAGGCAUCAUGGACCGGCACCAUCAAGUUGCAUGAGGCUCUUCCACAGCGUCUUCCCUGCAGGGACGGAUGGAGGGGCGGAUGGAGGGGCGGAGAGUAGGUAUGUAUGCAGGCAUCAUGGACCGGCACCAUCAAGUUGCAUGAGGCUCUUCCACAGCGUCUUCCCUGCAGGGACGGAUGGAGGGGCGGAUGGAGGGGCGGAGAGUAGGUAUGUAUGCAGGCAUCAUGGACCGGCACCAUCAAGUUGCAUGAGGCUCUUCCACAGCGUCUUCCCUGCAGGGACGGAUGGAGGGGCGGAUGGAGGGGCGGAGAGUAGGUAUGUAUGCAGGCAUCAUGGACCGGCACCAUCAAGUUGCAUGAGGCUCUUCCACAGCGUCUUCCCUGCAGGGACGGAUGGAGGGGCGGAUGGAGGGGCGGAGAGUAGGUAUGUAUGCAGGCAUCAUGGACCGGCACCAUCAAGUUGCAUGAGGCUCUUCCACAGCGUCUUCCCUGCAGGGACGGAUGGAGGGGCGGAUGGAGGGGCGGAGAGUAGGUAUGUAUGCAGGCAUCAUGGACCGGCACCAUCAAGUUGCAUGAGGCUCUUCCACAGCGUCUUCCCUGCAGGGACGGAUGGAGGGGCGGAUGGAGGGGCGGAGAGUAGGUAUGUAUGCAGGCAUCAUGGACCGGCACCAUCAAGUUGCAUGAGGCUCUUCCACAGCGUCUUCCCUGCAGGGACGGAUGGAGGGGCGGAUGGAGGGGCGGAGAGUAGGUAUGUAUGCAGGCAUCAUGGACCGGCACCAUCAAGUUGCAUGAGGCUCUUCCACAGCGUCUUCCCUGCAGGGACGGAUGGAGGGGCGGAUGGAGGGGCGGAGAGUAGGUAUGUAUGCAGGCAUCAUGGACCGGCACCAUCAAGUUGCAUGAGGCUCUUCCACAGCGUCUUCCCUGCAGGGACGGAUGGAGGGGCGGAUGGAGGGGCGGAGAGUAGGUAUGUAUGCAGGCAUCAUGGACCGGCACCAUCAAGUUGCAUGAGGCUCUUCCACAGCGUCUUCCCUGCAGGGACGGAUGGAGGGGCGGAUGGAGGGGCGGAGAGUAGGUAUGUAUGCAGGCAUCAUGGACCGGCACCAUCAAGUUGCAUGAGGCUCUUCCACAGCGUCUUCCCUGCAGGGACGGAUGGAGGGGCGGAUGGAGGGGCGGAGAGUAGGUAUGUAUGCAGGCAUCAUGGACCGGCACCAUCAAGUUGCAUGAGGCUCUUCCACAGCGUCUUCCCUGCAGGGACGGAUGGAGGGGCGGAUGGAGGGGCGGAGAGUAGGUAUGUAUGCAGGCAUCAUGGACCGGCACCAUCAAGUUGCAUGAGGCUCUUCCACAGCGUCUUCCCUGCAGGGACGGAUGGAGGGGCGGAUGGAGGGGCGGAGAGUAGGUAUGUAUGCAGGCAUCAUGGACCGGCACCAUCAAGUUGCAUGAGGCUCUUCCACAGCGUCUUCCCUGCAGGGACGGAUGGAGGGGCGGAUGGAGGGGCGGAGAGUAGGUAUGUAUGCAGGCAUCAUGGACCGGCACCAUCAAGUUGCAUGAGGCUCUUCCACAGCGUCUUCCCUGCAGGGACGGAUGGAGGGGCGGAUGGAGGGGCGGAGAGUAGGUAUGUAUGCAGGCAUCAUGGACCGGCACCAUCAAGUUGCAUGAGGCUCUUCCACAGCGUCUUCCCUGCAGGGACGGAUGGAGGGGCGGAUGGAGGGGCGGAGAGUAGGUAUGUAUGCAGGCAUCAUGGACCGGCACCAUCAAGUUGCAUGAGGCUCUUCCAGUAA